AUCCCAGUAAUGUAAUUUGCUCCUCUGCUCCGCAGUCUGUCACUCCGAGCUUCAUUUUCUCCUCCUCUGAGUCCAGAUCUUCCUCUCAUCUAAUCGCUCCUCUUCUUCAUGAUUCUCUCUCUUUUCUUACACCAUCCUCCCCACCCUUCGUCGCCUCGUCCCAGCAUCCCUCAUGCUCCUCAUCUUCAUGCCUCCCUCUCUUGUGCAUUCUUCCAGCUUGGUGCUGCAGAGACAGAUCACCAAUGCCUUUUCUUUGCUCCGACUUGGGAAUAACGCUCUUCUUCACCACAUGAGGAUGAAGUCAAUCAAUAAUACGAAGGAAAAACCAAGAGGACAGGAAGACAGAUGAAAUUAUAAUGUGGAAGAGUAGGAUGAAGUUUUGAAAAAAUCUGCAGAGAGAGAGAGAGAGAGAGCGGAGGUUUGUGAUUCGCCUGCGUCCCUGUUAUUCUCUCUCUCCGUUCUUCGUCCCCUCCUUCAUUCAGUACCUGUUCAGUGGGAUUAACAUGACUUAAAAUUCAAUCAGCCCACAGCCUGACGGAAGAGCGUCAGUGCAGGCAGACAGAGCGCUGCUGCAGCUGUCGAGACCGACUGAGGGGAGAGAGCAGCGAGGAGGAGGGGUGUUGGGAUAGACAGAGAGAGAUAGAGAGAGGGAAAAAACCAAGAGAGGGGGGAGAGAGAAAGUGAGAGAGAGAGAUGGGUGUUUUUGUGCGGAGCUGAGAUAGAGCGAGAGCCGCGGAGUCGGAGAGAUGUGACUGCUCCAGGAGUCGCGGAGGAAUGAUCCGGAAAACAAGAUUUAUGACGAAACGUCUGUCUCCACAAUCCCGCUUCCCUCAAUUUCCACCCAAGGUCAUGAGGAACGACUAAGUCAGAGUCGGAGAGUAAAUGUGCAUCGCGCCGAGCGGGCAGGAAAUCAGAGCUGGAAGUGGAGGGGAUGAAAGAUAAAAGACACAGAAUGAACAGGAAUGAAAACCAGGAGAGAAGAAGCAAAGUUGAGCACGGCCAGGAGGAAAUCGCAUCAAGACGCCACAAAUCGGAUUUUUAGCAAAGUGGAUUCUUGGAUCUCUCUUCAAGUCUUUGGAAUACAGCGCCGGAAUCAAUCAAGCAAAUCAGGAUUUUCCAGGUUUUUCUCAGUCCAUAAAAACCUAAGCGGAUAUCGUGGGAUUGGGAUUUCUUCAACUCUCUGGUUUCAAGAGGUUGACCUACAUCAGCCUUUUCCCUUUUUGCUGUGCGGAGGCGUGAGUGGGACAGGUUUCACCAGUAAAAACACAACCCACCCAGCCCUGGGCUGGCCUCGUAUCAGCACAAAUACCUGAGGCGAGAUCUGUGCUCAACACUGACACACAUCCUCAUCCACACACACAAAACACACAGACCUAAACCUGGAUAACAUGUGGAGCUGAUUUGGAUUAUAGAGGCGCACAGACGGAAAAGGUCUGUGGAAAGCCAGGCGAUCUACCAUGCUUGUCCCCCCACCCCUCCAUCCCUGCAGACAAUUGCACCCUCCCCGCACACAACUCCACCCAAAACAAAAAGCAGAGGGAUCAACACUUCCCUCUCUACUCCCCUCAUCCAUCCUCUCCCUCUCAUUUCUCCCCCCUCUAUUCAUCUCAUCACUGUCCUCCUCAUCCCACCUCCUCCACUGUGCCUGUCCCAGGACUUCUACCAAACGAACCCUUCCAGAAUCCGUCACUUUCCCGGUCUUUCACUGGCUGACGCUGGUCACAUGCUGCCUGCUGCCCUCUCUGAUUGGAGCAGGGGAGACGUGGGGCGUCGUUUCGGCCUGCCCGUUCCACUGUGUGUGUCGAAACUUAUCGGAAUCGCUCAGCACGCUCUGCGCCGAUAAGGGCCUGCUCUUCGUACCGCCACAUAUUGACCGGCGAACGGUGGAGCUGCGACUCGCAGACAACUUUAUAACAGAGGUGGGCGGGAAUGACUUUGUCAACAUGAGCGGACUGGUUGAUCUGACACUGUCGAGGAACACAAUCCACCUGAUUCGACCUAUGGCCUUCGCUGACCUGGAAAGUCUGCGAUCUUUGCACCUGGAUGGUAACCGCUUGACAACGAUUGGACCUAAGGACCUAGCAGGUUUGACUAACCUGCAACACCUGAUUGUCAACAACAACCAGCUGGUGAAAGUCUCCAUAGAGGCUUUUGAUGACUUCCUACUCACUCUAGAGGACCUCGACAUGUCCUACAAUAAUCUUCGAAGGGUGCCAUGGGAGUCUAUUCAAAACAUGGCCAGUCUCCACACUCUGAACCUGGACCAUAACCUAAUAGACCACAUCGCAGAAGGAGUCUUUGGAGAGCUUUAUAAGCUGGCGCGGCUGGAUAUGACCUCCAACCGGCUCAGAACUCUGCCACCUGAUCCGUUCUUUGCAAGAUCACAGACCGGAGCGAUUAGUCCAACUCCCUACAAUGCCGUCAUAAGCCUGAACUUUGGAGGGAACCCACUCCACUGUAACUGUGAGCUGCUGUGGCUGAGAAGGCUGAUCAGAGGGGACGACAUGGAGACAUGCGCCACUCCUACACACCUGGCUGGAAGAUAUUUCUGGUCGAUCCCUGAGGAGGAGUUUACGUGCGAACCACCUCUCAUCACCCGCCACACCCACAAGCUGUGGGUGCUGGAGGGACAGCGUGCCACUUUAAAAUGCCGUGCCAUCGGAGACCCUGAGCCAAUAGUCCACUGGGUUUCUCCAGACGAUCGCAUUGUUGCCAACUCUUCCCGGACCAGCUCCUUUAGCAACGGGACUCUGGAUGUCUUGGUCACAGUCGCCCGGGAUGAUGGAGCGUACACAUGUAUUGCGAUAAAUGCAGCAGGUGAAGCUACCGCUACAGUGGAUUUGAAAAUAAUUCCCCUGCCUCACCGAGGCGGGGUCAGUGGAAACACUGGGGUUAACGCCGUUAACGGAAAAAACAACAGGAGUACGACCAAUGGGAUUUUACGGACAGAUCCGGGUUCGUCGGAUAUCAGCACGGGGAAAAACGGAGGGAUUAACAACGGCGUGGGACGCGGAGCAGAGUCCGCCGAUGGGAGUUUAGGAGACGGAGAGGCCAACGAAAGAGAGAGCGGAAAAUCCUCUGAGGGCGAGAGGGCUGAUGGAGGAAGCAUGGAGGAUGACGAGGGGGGCGAGGAGGAGGGCAGGAUGGUUGGAGUACAGGGAGUGACCUCCACCUCGGCUCAGGUGCGAUGGGAUUUGGGACGUUUGUCCGAAGCGUACGUUGUGUGGAUGUAUCAGAUACAGUACAACUGCACUGCAGACGAGACCCUCAUCUACAGGAUCCUCCCAUCAACCAGCGACCGCUUCCUGCUGAAGAACCUGGUUUCUGGGGUGGACUACAACCUGUGUGUGCUGGCCAUUUUUGACGACACAAUCACCUCACUGGCUGCCACUAAAGUACUGGGGUGCACCUCCUUCUCCACCAAGGAUGUUUACCCGGCGUGCCGCUCGCUCCAAGCCCACUUCUUGGGUGGGACUCUCACCAUACUGGUGGGCGGCGUCGUCGUGGUCACCCUACUCGUGUUUACCGUGGCGCUCAUGGUCCGCCAUCGGGUUUGCAACCACGGUGACCACAUGUUCUGUCAAAACGGCAACACGGAGGCUGGAGGUGGGGCCUGCUGCCAGGGUGGAGUGGGUGGAUGUGGGGACAAAGGGGGAAACAGGGGCGGGUGUUAUCAGUCCAACGGCUCUGGAGACGUGAUGAUGGUGGUCCUUCCCAACGGCCUGCCCUCUAAGAGAGGAGGGGAGGCGGAGAAAGACAAGGACAAGGAGAAAGACGGAGCCGAUUCCGCUUCCCCUCUGCCUCCCAAACUGCCCCCGAAGCCCCGGCCAAAGCCGAGAGUCAACCUGGAGCAGUUCCUGUCGGCCGGAGGGGUGGUUUCCACGACGACAGGGGCAGGGAGCGAGAUGGCCUUGGUGGUGAGGCAGAGGAAGGCACUGCUGCACAACCUAGAAAGUGACAGAACUCCCCUCUACUACUCCCCCUCUCCUUCAUCCACACUGCCCCGACAGUCUCGUUCCAGGGAUCGCCCAAAUCCGCGCCUGGAGCGAGAACUGACAAACCGAGCCAGCUUCUCUCUGGCUGCCCCCCUGAGAGACUCGGAGCUGCUGGACUGGAGAAUCACACCCAGAGGCAGGGACAAAUGGAACUCCUCGCAGGCUUAUCAGAGCCCCGUCUCCCCUCUGAGCCCCGCCGGUGGGACUGUUGGCAAGCGGCGACACUCGCUCGACAUGGGCUCCUCUGUUGCCUUAGCAACCGAUGCGGCCGCAACUGUUGCCAGGCGCUACGGCGCCGUGAGCUGUGCCAAGCGGCUGAGCGUGAUCUGGACGAGACGGAGCCAGUCCCUGCACGGGAUGCUGGUGCAGUGCGCGUCGACGACGAGCGCCGCCUCGUCGACGACCAGCGAGGAGGGUGAGAGCGUCGGGGGACUCGGGGGUCCCGAUUUCAAACGGGGAUACAUCCAUGCCUAUAACACCACCAACUCAAACUCAAACACUGGGACGAGCAGUGGGAAAGCAAAAGAGAGGAGCAAGGAGAAGGAGAAAGGUGGUGAAGAUCUGGAAGAAAGCGUGGUGUAGUCUGGAUAAGGCAGAGCAGGAAAAAGUUAAAGACGGAUAAAGGCUUAAGGACAGGAAGGUGAUUCAGGAAGGUGAUUAGAGGUGAAAUUAGAGGAGCGGAAAAUAAGAGAGGUGGGAUCAGAAUGAAGGAGAGGAGUAAGACUGAGUCACAGCCAAUUUAUUUGCCCAGCAAGAAGUCCAGGAAAUUACAUAGAAGAUGGGAAGGAAAGGUUUUAAUUUAAUACUUUGGGUAAGAUGAAAAGAGUAGUAAUCAAAAAUCUAGACAAAAAGAGGGGCAAACAAUAUAAGAAGUAUGCAGCCGCAAAGAAAUCUAAUCAUGAAUCAUAAAAAAGCAUCAGAAUAAAGGUUAUGUGGCAGAGUCAGGGUGAGCGAAGCUUACGGCAACAAAGCUGCGGUUCUCCAGAAUCCACCCACCCACCAACUCAACAAGCACCAUCAAGUGGAUUUGAACUGCAUCAAAAACGAUACCGCUGCGUCUGGAGGCUGCUGCCUUAUUUUGGCUCUCACUUCCAACACAGACCACCUUUCUGAGACGCCUUUUCCCAAAAUAAAACGAAAAAAAAAAAAAAAAAAAA
Messenger RNA from Gambusia affinis (western mosquitofish), 5152 nucleotides. Its product is annotated as leucine-rich repeat and fibronectin type-III domain-containing protein 4. Bases 1458 to 4577 code for a protein of 1039 amino acids. Gene Ontology annotation, molecular function: protein binding. The record is from RefSeq and is a predicted model, not a curated record. The transcript is spliced from 8 exons. Lineage: Eukaryota; Metazoa; Chordata; Actinopteri; Cyprinodontiformes; Poeciliidae.